Molecule: messenger RNA, 1830 nt
Organism: Galendromus occidentalis (western predatory mite)
Lineage: Eukaryota; Metazoa; Arthropoda; Arachnida; Mesostigmata; Phytoseiidae
Exons: 6
Coding region: 1-1830 (609 amino acids)
Source: RefSeq, a predicted model, not a curated record
AUGGCAUCUCGAGACAAACAACGAGCACAGGAAGAUUCCGCUAGCUCCCACGGCUACAGUGACUUAGGCGAUGACCAGCCCGGGCCAUCAGCGCUAAGCUUAGGCGAUACUAAACCACAGAAGGGUGAUGACGGCACGGGAGACAUCGGCGAGCUCCAGAUUGCAACUCGAGCUCGCAGCCGUGACAUUGUGAUCCUGAGACUUGACGGGAGCAACUACACGGAGUGGCGUGUGCUCAUCGCACCAGCUCUAGAUGCAGACCCAUAUGCACUAGAUGUGGCGAUGGGAGACCUCAUCCCCCCUACCCCAGGAUCAAAGGACAAGGCUUCUGUGAUCCAGCAGCGGAAAUACGAUGCAGGUAACCGGGCGGCUCGAUGUACGCUUUUCGCGUCACUACAGCCUGCUCUGGCUGUAUCCAUGUUUCCCGGCAAUUCGGCGACGGUGGCUGCCUCUGAGAUGUGGAGAGACAUUACCGGUUGGUUCACCGCCACUAACGGUGGGCUUAAACGACUGGCGAUGUCCAAACUCACGAGCUACGCCUACCAGCCGAAUAAAACCGCCGGCGAAAAUCUCUUCCGCUUCAACCAGAUCAUUUCCCGUCUAGCUGGUCUAGGAAUGGACAUCCCAAAUGAUCUGAAAAUAACAUUUCUGCUGGACGCUCUCCCAUCAAACUGGGAGUCCUUCGAGCAAGGAUUCACCUCAAGGGAUGAAUCUAGCAAGUCCUACUUCCACCUGCAGGCUGGGAUUGAGAUCCUGGAUGGGGGACCCUACUGUUGGGAAGUAGUGAGCGGAGCACUGGGACCCCCGGAUGCAACCAAGGCGAAGACAGCUGAGGGGAAGAAUCAGCAGAAGAACUUCAUCAUCGGAAAUAAGGCCGGAAGGUACAUACUGUUCAAUUCAAUACAUCCAAACUUAGCAACUGAACUCUUCAGUGAGAAUUCGGACACCGUUGAAGCCUCAGAAAUUUGGCGAUUGAUCAAAGGAAAAUUCACAAGUACUAACGGCGUGUUCAAAGAAGACGCCAUGUCCGACCUCACAAACUUCACCUACCUCCAAUCCCAGUCAACAUUAGAGAAUCUUCUGAGAUUCAAGACGAUCAUCGCCAGGCUCACAUCGUACGGGGUGAAGCUUGGCGAGGAUUAUCAAUGUGCACGUCUGCUGAGUUCACUUCCAGGAAGUUGGGAACAACUAAAGCAAGGCUGGACAGUCCGUCCAGAGAAUCAGCAGACCCUGUCGCAGUUGAUCAAGUCGAUCGAGAUCCAGGCCAAGAGACAAGUUCGAGAAAGCGGCCAUGUUCAGAGAGACUGCCGCGUAUCCAUCGGAGCAAGCCAACAGUUCAAUGCAAGAGGCCGAGGACGACCACAUGGCCGAGGCCGUCAGGCUCGGAGGUUCGAGGACAAUCAGGUCCACUGGUUCUGGUUCCGUGCACAUGACCGUCAACCAAAACGGCACGGUCUGUGCACUACACCUUACCGAGCCAAGCCACUUGAUGAGGACUGUGGCGUCCAAGUGACCCAAGAAGCCAUCAUCAUUGAAAACGAUCCUGAGCAAAUCUCGGCUCGGAGAACCAACGGAGUCUUCAUCAUCCAUGCUGAUUCGCCAACAGCCCAAGGAUGCACGGCAAGCGCCAAAAACUCGAAUCCGCAUUAUCUUCUAUUCGUGACCGGUGCUUCACCUGAAACUACGGCGGCUGACCUUCUGGCGCAUUGCGAGCGCUUCUCGGAUCAAGUCAUAUCAGUUUCCAAAUUCAAACAGCGGAAUCUGCUGACACUUUCUACUCCAAGGCGAACUGGCCUGUUAACAUCUGCUUCAAGCCUUUCGCGGGUGUGA